Molecule: messenger RNA, 1896 nt
Organism: Solanum tuberosum (potato)
Lineage: Eukaryota; Viridiplantae; Streptophyta; Magnoliopsida; Solanales; Solanaceae
Product: LRR receptor-like serine/threonine-protein kinase GSO1
Exons: 5
Coding region: 1-1896 (631 amino acids)
Molecular function (GO): protein binding
Source: RefSeq, a predicted model, not a curated record
AUGCGAGAAAGUAACUUCGAUAAACACAUUAAAGUUACUGAUGUGAUUGAGAAGGUACUUGACAAGUUCAAUUCCAUAAGGCAAAGGAUUGUGGCCUUGGAUCUUCCUAAUUUGCAACUUCAAGGACAAAUUUCCCCAUCUUUGGCCAAUUUGUCCUUUCUCAGAGAGCUGAAUCUUGGGAACAACAGAUUUCACGGUGGCAUCCCUUGUGGACUCGGCCACUUGCCUCACUUGCAAGUGAUUGAUAUUCAAAACAACCAGCUUAACGGAAGUAUACCAACAAGUUUAUUUCAACACCGGAGAGUUCAGAAGAUUUCAUUGGCUUUCAACAAACUCGGUGGUGAAAUUUGGAAAGGUCCAUGGUAUGUACCCGAACUCAAAGUCUUUGAUCUCACGAACAAUAGCCUCACAGGUAUGAUCCCUCCUUCUGUUGGAAAUGCAACAAAGUUGCUGAACUUCAGUUUGCAUGGGAAUAGAGUCUGCGGCAACAUUCCAAAGGAAAUUGGUAAUCUCAGCCAAUUUGCAUCCUUGUCCUUGGCCGAUAAUCAAUUAACAGGUUCCAUUCCCGCAUUUUUAAGUCUAUCUAACAACCAAAUUUCUGGUUGCAUUCCUUCCAACAUAUGCCAACUCACAGAGCUCGAAGUUUUGUCCAUAUCUUACAACAACAUAACUGGAGAAAUACCCAGAAAUAUUGAUUAUUUAUCCAAGCUCAAAAAGUUCUUAAUUGGUGAUAAUCCUACAAAAGGGACUAUUCCCACAUCAUUGGGAAAUAUUUCCACUCUGCAAUAUCUUUAUUGCAAAAACAAUCACAUGGUGGGGCAAAUUCCUCCGGAAUUAGGGAAGCUAUCAAAUUUGAGGGAAUUAGGCUUUGACAAUAAUUCUAAUCUAAUUGGUGAAAUUCCAGAGGCUAUUUUCAACAUAUCUUCUUUGGAAGUGAUUGGUUUCAAUUUCAAUAACCUCUCGGGGAGAAUUCCAACCACUACAGGUCUUCAUCUUCCAAACAUUAAGGAUCUUCACUUGGGAGUCAACCAGAUCAAAGGGGCAAUUCCAUUGUUCAUAACAAAUGCUUCCAAGCUUGAGAUACUGGAGCUAAAUAAUAACUUUCUCACAGGAACUAUUCCUAAUAAUUUGGGAAAUCUUCAUGAGCUGCAAAUACUGCUCCUACAUACUAAUCAACUUGCCAAUGAACCAAGACAGCACACACACAUCAAUGGCCUCAUCCCCACAAGUAUAGGCAACAUGAGCGGUCUUACAACCCUAAUCAUUGAAGGAAACAACUUGACAGGGUGUAUUCCUCCUGAGAUUGGUAGCUUAAACAACUCCAGGGGCUGUAAUGAGCUCUCUGGAUUAAUUCCAGAAUGCUUAGGAAAUCUUAGCAUGCUACAAUAUCUUUAUUUGAGUUCUAAUAAAUUUUCAUCAAAAUUUCCAUCAAACCUUUGGAAAAUGAGUGGUCUUCUCUUUCUAAACGUGUCACAAAAUUCUUUAGAGGGAGAAGUUCCAUCAGAUAUUGGAGAACUUAAAGUCAUUAUAGCGCUAGAUCUUUCCAGUAAUCACUUUUCAGGAAUGUUACCAAGCAGAUUGGGAGAACUCCUAAACCUGCAGUCUCUUGACCUAUCCAACAAUUCAUUUUUUGGACAAAUUCCAUUAUCCCUUGCCAACUUGAUAAUCUUGGAAUUCUUGAAUUUGUCUUUAAAUGCAUUGUCAGGUACUAUUCCGAAGUCUUUGGAAAAACUCUCAUACCUUAAAAGCAUUAAUGUUUCAUUUAAUGAUUUAGAAGGUGUAAUACCGAGUGGUGGUGUGUUUGCAAAUUCCACUCUGCAAUCAUUUCUUGGGAACAAAGGUCUAUGUGGAGUCCACAUAUUGGAGAUUCCUGCUUGUGCUAUCACUUAUCCUUGA